Molecule: messenger RNA, 1531 nt
Organism: Alosa alosa (allis shad)
Lineage: Eukaryota; Metazoa; Chordata; Actinopteri; Clupeiformes; Clupeidae
Gene: bglapl
Product: bone gamma-carboxyglutamate (gla) protein, like
Exons: 4
Coding region: 96-665 (189 amino acids)
Biological process (GO): response to vitamin K; regulation of cellular response to insulin stimulus; osteoblast differentiation
Cellular component (GO): extracellular region
Molecular function (GO): calcium ion binding; hydroxyapatite binding; structural constituent of bone
Source: RefSeq, a predicted model, not a curated record
CCAGCAGCAGUUCAGCCAGAAGAGCAAGCAAAGGGCCACGACAACUUGACCUAUUCUUUCAGCUGAAGCGAAAAACAGAAAACAACAGCAGAACCAUGAAGACCUUCGCCAUCCUCACCCUCUUCGCCGUGCUGUCCGUCUGCCUGUCCAACCAAGACAUGGCCAUGGAGGCUUCCUUUGACCCUGAAGCAGCUGCAGCUGCGGCCCCCGAUGCCUCGGCCUCCUCCUCGGCCUCAGACUCCUCUGCCUCCGAUUCUUCAGCCUCCGACUCUUCCGCCUCCGACUCCUCCGCUUCUGACUCCUCCGCCUCGGAUUCUUCAGCCUCCGACUCCUCUGCCGCCGAUUCCUCGGCUUCCGACUCUUCUGCCUCCGAUUCCUCGGCUUCUGACUCCUCCGCCUCCUCUUCUUCCUCCUCUUCCUCCGAGUCUACUGAAGACGCUACCACGGCUGCCCCUGAGGUGGAGGUGAUCGUGAGGAAGAGGGACGUGGCCGCUGCCCUCCUCAGGAGACACAGGAGAGCCGGAACGCCCGCCGCUGACCUCUCCCCCGUGCAGCUGGAGAGUCUGCAUGAGGUGUGCGAGGUCAACCUGGCCUGCGAGCACAUGGCCGAGACAGCAGGCAUCGUCGCUGCCUACACAGCCUACUACGGACCAGUGCCUUUCUAAACCGCCUCGCACAACCAGGCAGCUAGAGCCUCUGGAAUCUGCUUCUUCCAACAACCCCCUUCCUUUUUUUUGUGAGAGUGCAAGAGAGAAAGAGUGAGUGAUAGAGAGUGAGUGAGUGAGUGAGUGAGAAAGUGAGUGAGUGAGUGAGUGAGUGAGACUUUACAAACAGGACAACCACUUUUAUUUCUGACAGUGCCACGAAAAGCAGCGAGUGGUUCCGUCCCCACCGCUUGAGAGCACCCUCAAUGGUGUCGGUGGCCUGGGGGGGUUUAAGUGAUUUUUAGAAGACCCGCAAACGAAACCAGCUCUGCUUUUAGAAACAGCAGGAGCUGCCAGUGCUAAAACACAGAGUAGCGCACUCCUGAGCGUGCUUCUGACCCAGGCCCGUGCACUAUUAUGUGGAUGUGAGGGACAUGAGGCCUGGAAAGAAAUACUGAUGUAAAUAUGGCCUGGGGUUGCUAAAGAAAAGUUAUGUUUGCUAAGUUUGGAGCUGAAAGUCUUUCUCUGUGUGUUGCUGUUCGAGGUGUAUUGCUUCUAGGUAUUCUGCAGUUUACUAACCUGAAAGUCAACUCAGUUGAUAUAUUAACUUAUUGAGUUUUACAAGUGACAGUUACUGGCAGUGCAAGCCAUGAUAAUUGUUGCAUAAUGUAAAACUGAACGGUGCUAUUUCCACUUUUGUGUGGAUUCUACUACCAACUGUACACACUUUGCCUUUGCUAUUUGAAAGUGGGAAAUCUCUCACUGAGAGUGUACUCAUCCAUCCAUGUGAUUGACAGAAGUUGCAGCUGUCAGUUUUCUUAUGUAUUGUUUUUACUAAUGUGCACAUAAUUUGUGUAAAUGUAUACAGUGGAUCACACCACUUUUGC